UGUGAUAAAAUUUCUAGGAAAAAACACACACAACCUCCUUCCUCCCUUCCUUCGGGGAGGGAAGAGAGUGAGAGUGGAGAGAAAUCUAUCUGAGACAGAACAGGGACAGUGAGAAAAAUAUGAGUGGGAGAGGGAGAAGAAGAAGAAGGAGGAGGAGGAGAAGGAGGGGGGAGCAAAUUAAAAGUUGCCAAAUGGAGAUAUUGGGUUUCAAGAGGAGUGAGACAGGACAAAUAAAGGGUGGUGGUUAAUGAAUGAUUCCAUGCUCGCUGUCAGAAAGCUGUGUCAUGGAUGAUGAGGACGAUCGCCGUCUUCUGGAUAUUAUAGGGGAUGUGCAGGCGUUGAAUGACUACCUCCACGGCUCCACCAACAAGUCUAUUGAGGAGGAUGACGUGACGAACGCAGCUUACGGCUCUGCCGGAACCUUCUUCACCAGUAACACUGCUGGCUCUAACUCCGGCCUCAAAGAUGAAGAGUUUGAGGAUUCAGCAGGGGUGGGCCUCCAGCUUUCCAGUAGCCUAUCGUUCAUUGAGGAUGAGCUGGGGGGAGAAGCUUCUCCAGGAGGAAUGGAUCUUGGCGGAGGAGAGGACCAGCCCUUUGACAUCCUGCAGAAGUCUCUCAUGGAGGCAGACAUCACUGAACAGACUCUGGAACAGGAGGCCAUGCUAGACUCCCAACCACCUCCCCCUCCUCUCCCCUCGGCCCCCUCCCCAUUCCCCCCCCAGCUGGUCUCGGGGGGGUAUGGCAGCGGGGUCACUACAUCGACUGCAGCUUUUCCCAGUGGUCAGUUCCUCCAGGGUGUGUCCCAGCUGCCUAAUGGCCAGGCAGGGGGGCACAUCCAGGUGUUGGGGUCCUUUGGCGGGGGAGGGGUCCAGCAGAUCCUCCUCCGGCAGGGUGGUGGGGUAGGGGGGGCGGUGGGGGGAGUAGCAGCAGGGGGGCAGGUGUUUGCCACUCCCUCCCCAGUGGGCCAGGUGAACCAGGUAGGCUUGCCCUUUAAGAACAUCCCCCUGCAGAAUAUCAUCAUUCAGAGAGGACCUGGGAGCGCCCAGGCCCUGGUCAGACCUAUCCAGCCCAAACCCCUUCAAGCUGGGGCUCAGACAGUCUAUAGCCUGGGACUCCAGACCACAACCACCACCAUGGUUAACACCGCGGCCCAGGGACACUACACAGCUAACGGCUCCAUCCUGGUCCACUCUCCCUUGGGGCAGCAGAACCAGGGACAGCAAGGCCAGGCCAACCUGCCCCCAGGGCAGUACCUGGUCCACCACAAUGGCCCCUCAGACCCAUCCCAAUCAACCCUGCUAGCCAAUCAGAACACAGUACAGCUCGUCGCCGGGCAGAACUUCACGGCGACGGCCGGAGGUCAGCUGAUCCAGGUGGGAGGCAGCCAGGUGGGAGUAGGAGGAGCCAUGACCCAAACAUGGCAGAAUUUUCCUGGUACGAACCCUGCCCCAGUACAGGCGGCAUCAAACCAGGGGCGUCUGACGCUGGUUGGAACGGCGACUGGGGUUCGAGGGCAGGUGUCGGGCAGCCCAGUGCAGCGUCUCGUACUGUCUCAGACUCAGAACAGCAGCUCCCUCUCCCCCAUGUCUCUCUCUGGUACUGCCUCACAGGAACAGGAGUACACACAGGACAAGCAGGCUCAGACACAGCUCGUCAACCUCCUUGGAAACAAAGCUGUGAAAACAAUGACCUACAUCAGCCAAGACGCCCCGCUAAACACACAGGGCAGUGCUCAGAAGAGGCCGGCCCCUCAGCAGCUCACCAGAGGAGGAAUGAUGCUACAGCAGUUGAGGAUGGAUCAUUCGGGGGUUCUGUCACCUGACAUCGCCCGCUUCACCUCAUUGGAUGAUGCACUGCACAGACUCCUCCCCUACCACGUGUUCCAUGGAGCUCCGCCCAACAGGGAAGAGUUUUCCCAAGUGGAUGAUGAGUUUGAGUCGAUGGCGACUCAGGUAUUGAAGAGGACUCAGGUCAUGAUCAACAAAUACAGACGACUGCUGAUGGUGGAGGCUGAGCGCUCCAGUCCCUCCUCAGAGAUGGUGAUGAUUGACAGGACCUUCAACCAAGAGGAGCGCCAGAACCUGACACAAGACAAACGUAUGAUACUGGUGGACCCAGAUGGCUUCUUGGAAGAUUUCUGCUGUGGGGUAAAGACAUCUCCCCUCUCUCUACCCUGCCUCCCCUUGGACCCUCUCUCCACCCCCUCGUCCAGCCACGGCGGUAGACAGACAGACAGAGGGGCGACCACAGACCCCCCUUACAGGACAGACCCCCAGUCGGGCUAUGGAGACCCGGGGGGAGGAGGGAGAGGAGGAAUAGAUUCUUUUAAGAGUAUCAUGGACCUGAGGAGGACUCAACAUAGCAACUAUGGAAACAAAGCUGCCUCUAGCAACCACAGCAACUAUCUCCAUGGCAAUGUGGCUGCUACUGCCACAGCGGCGAUGUCGACAGAGCCGGUACAGACUCAGUUCCUGUCUCACCUGUCCUCCUCUCACCCCCAGGCCCCCCUGCCCCUCCCUCCCACCCUGCCCGACACAGACUCGGUUCUAGAGGCAGCUGUGAACAGCAUUCUAGAAUGUUAGACAGACAGAUUUGACAGACGGACGUGCCACCAUUCCAUCUCUCUCACCCCCCCCCCCAUCCUUUGCCCCGCCGGCUCAUUCUUGGGGCUACUUGUUUGUUAUUGUUUAUUUUCUUAUUUUGCUCUCCCAUUGUCAGUCCUUUUCAACCAGCUCUGAGUUAGUUACAGUCAUAGAAAUAUAAUCUAUAUUAUUUUUUCUAUGGUUACAGUACUAUGGUUACUGUAGGACAACCAGGGGUCAUGACCUGUGUUACAUCAUGUCCUGUUGGGUGUGAGCCGGAAGAAGAUAUCAACCCCCUGAACCCCAACUUUAGCCACGUGUAAUUAUGCUGAAGUUUAGGGAGGAAGAAUAUGAUGAUGAUUCUGUGCCUGAGAAAUUCUAUGUUGUCCUUCAAAUGUUUACAUGAAGAAGCCUUGUAAGAAAUGUCCUUUAAUUUUUGCACCUGCCAUUACACACCUUCACACACUGAAUAUACCAAACAUUAGGAACCCCCCCCCCCCAUGAUAACAGCCUCAAUUCGUCGGUGAAUGACUCUAUAAGGUGUCAAAAGCGUUCCACAGGGAUGCUGGCCCAUGUUGACUCUAAUGCUUCCCACAGUUGUGUCAAGUUGACUGGGAUGACCUUUGGGUGGUGGAACAUUCUUGAUACACACAGGAAACUGUUGUGCGUGAAAAAUCCAGCAGCGUUGCAGUUUUUGACAGAGACCGGUGUGCCUGGCACAUACAACCAUACCUCUUUCAAAGGCACUUACAUUUUUGGUCUUCUGAAUGGCAAACAUACACAAUCCAUGUCUCAAGGCUUAAAAAUACUUCUCCCCUUCAUCUACACUGAUUGAAGUGGAUUUAACAAGUGACAUAAUUAAGGGAUCAUAUCUUCCAUCUGGAUUCACCUGGUCAGUCUUAUGGAAUGGAAAGAGAAGGUGUUCUUAAUGUAUUGUAUACUCAGUGUAUAAUACCAUAGUCAUUUGAUGGAUUUGACAACUACAAGAAAUAUAUUGUUCUUUUUCUGUUCUAUACUUCAGUUUUCAUAUUCAAGCCAGAGAGACUCACUCACACUCUGAGUGUCUAACUACUAAAGCAGCUUUUGGUUUUCUGUCAGUUUUUGAAAUGUAUCUUUGACAUUUUUCUUAUGUACCUUAAAGGUAUGUGAUGCCCCUCCGCGCGCGUACACACACACACACACACACACACACACACACACACACACACAUUUUGUUCUUCUAUCCUUGUGGGGACCUAAAAUUAAUUUCCAUUCAAAAUCCUAUUUUACCUAACCUUAACCCCUAAACACUUGUUGUGUUCGGGUUCUGCGCAUGUGACAAAGUUUGAUUUGAACUCCUAACUCCUAAACCUAAUUCUAACCAUAAUUGUAACCAUAACCCUAAACCUAACCCUAAACUUAAAAUAGCCUUUGUCCUCAUGUACCCAAAAGGGUUAAAACAGUAUUUAUUUUUUACUAUCCCUGUGGGGACUUUUGGGGGUUUUAGGUCCCCACAAGGAUAGAAAAACCAACCCACACAUCAAACACACACAUUUUGUUCUAUCUUCAUGGGGACCUAAAAUUAAUUUCCAUUCAAAAUCCUAUUUUUCCUGACCUUAACCUGGAACCCAAACCCUGAACCUAAUCCCUUACCCAAACCCUAAUUGUAAGCAUAACCCUAAACCUAACCUCUAAGCUUAAAAUAGCAUUUGUCCUCAUCGGGAUGUGGGAAAUGUCUCCACAAGGGGAGAAUUUUUUUUCUUGUUUUACUAUCCUUGUCCCCACAAGUAUAGAAGAACCAAGACACACACACACACACACACGCACACACACACACACGUGUAUUGGUGUUGGGGGGAGCUAACUCCUCAGAUUGAGGGAAAAAUGUUACGACAUGUUUAUCUUUUUUUAUUUAGAUUAGAUUUAGUUAAUUUAAAAAAAUGAAACAUCACUAUUAUUUGUGUUGUUAGUGAUGUUUGUCCCAGCGAUGUCAACACGCAACCAUGGCAAUGUCUUACUGUCAUGUGAUACAAUGACCCUGGAAGGUCAUGGAUUGUAUAUGUAUGUCCACUCUCUGUGAAGGUGUGCUGGUGUGUUCGUUUGUUGUGUGUUCACUCACCCCGGUUGAAUGUCACUCGUUCCCUAGCACACUUAGUUUCCCCUCCUCCACUCUAUCCUUCUCUCCCUCCCCACAGUUAAGAGAUGAGAGACAAGUGUAUGUAAACUCUGCUUUUAAACUGACUGAAGGCCUUAGAUAGAAAGUGUCUUCUGUCUGAGUGAGUAAGGGCUUGAAUGGUCGUGUUCUCCUGCUCAAACGUCGCAUACAUCAACCAAUGGUUGCGUGCCACGUCCUUGACUGUGCCGUGGCGUCGGGCACCAGAUUGCUAGAAUAUAUGUGGCACGUCUAUCCUAUCCAGGUGUUGUAAGGUCUUCAUGUGCCAGCAGUGUCUGAGCAGAGGAACACAACCACUGGGUGUGGCCUUCUCAGCCCUGGUCCUGAGGACCACUGUGUCUGCUGGUCGACACUCAAAUGACACACUAUUCCCCAUAUAUUUUUACCCAGAGCCUAUGUAACUCACCCUAUGUAACUCACCUUAUGUAACUCACCCUAUGUAACUCACCCUAUGUGACUCAAAAGUAGUGGACUAUAUGGGAAGUACUUUCACACAGGAGUGUCUUGAGGGAUUGAGGUACGAGGCUAUGCCCUUUCUGCCAAGGAGAGCAAUACAUUUCUACUUUCUUGACCCGUUUUCACUGUUGAAUUUCUUUUGGUCUGUCUCACUAUCUACAUGAUUUGUAUAGGGGUUUUUUUGGUAGAAAAAAUGAAAACGUGAAACACAAAAUAUUUAUAAUUUUUUGUAAGGAAAACCCCAGAGGAAAAACACGAGAAAAUGAAGUUCUUUUUUUUAUUCUGUUGGCUUUGAAGUGUUCCAAGAGAAAUUGUUACAAAAUACUGUCAGUUGUUCAUUUCUAGUUUGUGUGUUUACUACAACAGCAAAAAUAGGUCAAUAAUAAAUUCAUUUUGAAUACAAUCAUAAA
This is a messenger RNA of Oncorhynchus masou masou (cherry salmon), 5600 nucleotides long. RefSeq names its product BICRA like chromatin remodeling complex associated protein (gene bicral). The record is from RefSeq and is a predicted model, not a curated record. Gene Ontology annotation, cellular component: SWI/SNF complex. NCBI's taxonomy places the organism in Eukaryota, Metazoa, Chordata, Actinopteri, Salmoniformes, Salmonidae. The coding region runs from base 252 to 2582 and encodes 776 amino acids. Gene Ontology annotation, biological process: positive regulation of DNA-templated transcription. The transcript has 13 exons.